AUGGCUCAAUCCAAUCAACAAAACACAGGCCACAAACCUGUAAACUAUGGGAUGGUUCUAUUUCCUGGAUUCCAGGCGCUGGACGUCUUUGGGCCUCUUGAUGCGCUCAAUCUGCUCUCGCGCACAAAUAAGAUGAAUUUGUGCAUUAUUGGUCAAUCCAUGGAUGCCAUAUCAACGAAAGUCGCCAAUGGAGAACUUGGAGGAUCAAACUUUGAGCAGCUUGUACUGCCGACUCACACUUUCGAGACUGCACCUGCUCUUGAUGUCCUGAUUGUACCUGGUGGUCAAGGAACGCGUACACCAGAUGCAAUAUACACCAUUGAGUUCAUCAAGAGGAUGUAUCCUUCGCUUCAGUACCUCAUCACCAUCUGUACCGGUUCUGGCCUUGCUGCACGUGCUGGAGUUUUGGAUGGGAAACGGGCGACCACGAACAAGCUAUCUUGGGAUGCCACAGUUGCUUUGAGACAAGAAGUUGAUUGGAUACACAAAGCUCGUUGGGUACAAGACGGGAACAUUUGGACAUCUUCCGGCAUAAGUGCCGGCAUCGAUGUGACUUUCGCGUGGAUCGAGGCAAUUUAUGGUCAUGACAUUGCAGAGAAUAUUGCAAACAGGAUGGAGUACAAUCGUAUGACAGAUUCAAGUAAAGAUCCCUUUGCAGAUCUUUAUACACCCAAGAUCAGCUAG
Molecule: messenger RNA, 684 nt
Organism: Boeremia exigua
Lineage: Eukaryota; Fungi; Ascomycota; Dothideomycetes; Pleosporales; Didymellaceae
Product: DJ-1/PfpI family protein
Exons: 2
Coding region: 1-684 (227 amino acids)
Source: RefSeq, a predicted model, not a curated record